Menidia menidia (Atlantic silverside) is the source of this 552-nucleotide messenger RNA. NCBI's taxonomy places the organism in Eukaryota, Metazoa, Chordata, Actinopteri, Atheriniformes, Atherinopsidae. The record is from the annotation of a GenBank genome assembly.
AUGAGUGCUUCAACCGCAAUGGAAGUAAACUUGGAAGCAAGACGUAUCUUGGCCGUAUCGAUAAGCAAGCUGUAUGCCUCCAGGACCCAACGAGGGGGGCUGAGACUCCACCGGAGCCUCCUGCUCUCCCUGGUGAUGAGGUCCGCCCGGGAUAUCUACCAUUCUUCCCGGGAGAACGGCGGGCCAGACUCAACGCAGUGCGCUACGGAGGAGCCCAUGGACACCAGUUCCGGGGAACAAACCCUGGUGCCAGAAAGUCAGCCCGAGCAGCACACAGCCGUGAACGCGGUGGACACGGCUCCCCUGGAGCCGGACAAUCAGGAGGACGAGCAUGAUUGUGAAAUCACUGAGGACAAAGAGAACUUGAGCCCGGCGAAGCAGUCCAGGAAACGCCGGGGCAAGGCGUCGGCUGCGCCCGACUUCCUUCCCAGUAAGAGGGCGAGGCUGGAACCGGGCGAGGAGAGGUAUGCAGCCCCUCUGAGUAGCUGCCGAAGCGGGGUUGGGGAGACCCUGUCCACGUUGUCUCUGAAUCAGGUUAUACCUGCCUUCUGA